AUGAAUUGUCCUGAAGAUCCAAAACUCUUCGAUGAUAACGAUACUACGAUAAUCUUCGUAUUGACUGGAUUAACAAAAUUUAGAUCAUUGUAUGGUUUAUUCCAUCCUUAUAUUAGUUUUUGCUUGUGUAUAUUUGGUUUUAUAGCCAAUUCUAUUCACAUAUGGGUGUUAACAAGGCCUCGAAUGAUUGUUUCUUCUGUACAUACUGUACUUAUUUGCAUAGCACUAGCGGAUAUUGGAACAAUGAGUUCAUAUACGUUGUAUCUAUUGAGAUACGAAUUUAAUAGAAUACCUGAUAAUGGUUACCCUUAUAUUUGGGUUAUGUUUCUUAUGGCUCACGUGGUUGUGAGCAUCGCUUUGCACGCAAUUUCUCUUUAUCUGGUUGUGUUAAUGGCCUUUAUACGAGUACGUUCAAUACAAGCAAGAAGCACUGCGGCUUGUAUUUUUUUUUUUAUUUUCGUAUUAUGCAUACCUACUUUUUUGGCGCACGAAAUCCAUGAACAAAGUGACAAUAAUUCGUUGGAUUGGAAAAAUAAGCUUUCGAGAACUGAUCGACCAGAAACAGCUAAAAAAUAUAUUAUAGGAUUUUCUGGAAUGGUCCUUCAAAACAACUGUGCGCUGCUCAAAAUUAAUCUUUGGCUAACAGGAAUAGUUUUGAAGGUUGUUCCUUGUGUAUUGCUUUCUGGUUUAACAAUUCUUUUGCUCUUAAAACUGCAACAAAAUAAGAGAAAACGUGCAAGGCUCUUAGGAAUGAAAAAUGAAAAAGGUAAAGAAAAUGGACCAACAGAUCGUACUACUUAUAUGUUACUUCUAAUGGUCAGUGUUUUUCUCGCAACUGAAUUACCUCAAGGAGUCAUCGCCAUCCUAAAUGCAAUUUUUACAUCUCAAUUUCAUCUAUUCAUAUAUCUGACACUGGCUGAUGUCCUCGAUCUUUUAUCACUGAUAAACUGUUAUGUUGGAUUUACCGUUUACUUCUGCACAUGCAGCAAAUAUCGUAACACUCUCUACUCCUUAUUGCCAUCGAAGUGGUAUAAGAUUCAUUUAUCACAUAAUUUUCUUAUAAAUCAGGCGUUUAAUAAAUUCUGUUUGAGAGAGUAG
This is a messenger RNA of Dracunculus medinensis (Guinea worm), 1098 nucleotides long. NCBI's taxonomy places the organism in Eukaryota, Metazoa, Nematoda, Chromadorea, Rhabditida, Dracunculidae. The record is from the annotation of a GenBank genome assembly.